UAAAAGGUCAUGUCCGUCACCAGAAAUUGUUUCAUGUCACAUCCAGCUGUUUACUUGUGAGUGAAAGAGAAGAGAGACCUAAUAAUUGAUAAUAAAUAAUAAAAUAUAAACAUUUAGCGAGAUUACUGUAGUGGUAGAGUAGUGAAUGUGAAUAUUAUUGAAUAUCGCGAGUGUAGUCUCGUAAUUCGCAAUCAAAGUACAAGGUUCUUACAAAAACGAUCAGAUUAAAUUAUAUAUUACACUUCAAGUAUGAAAAAAUAGUCAAUUAUAAGUUGUCUUCUACAUAUGGAAAAUGUCGCAAACUUUUAGUAAAAUAAUUCCAGCAACAGCCCCUAUUGGGGUUUCAUGUAUUGAUUAUGUGCAUCCCUGGACACAGAGUUGUCUUAACGCCACAUGUGGACUAUAUUUAUAUUGCAUUUUCGACUCGUUCAGAGUUUACAGUACUGUUUACUUGUUAACACUGUUAAUGAAGGGUCGCGUUCCUACAAAAGAAGACAUAAAAAAGACUUUUUAUGGAAUACUUCAAUCAACAGCUUUUUUAAGUGGUACAGGAAUGGGCUAUUCUUUAUUUCUGUGUUUAUUGAGAAAAGUAUUAGGUAAUUUCAACAUUUUGACCGUAUCGGCCAUUCCAGCGUUUCUUUCUAGUGUUUUUGCAAUACUUAUCGAAAGACCUAGUAGAAGAACUCUUUUGGCCUUAUAUGUUAGCAAUGUAGCCACAGAAACUUUAUGGAAUAUGGCUAGGUCUCGAGAUAUGGUUGGCGAUAUAAAAUAUGGAAAUGUGGCUAUAUUUAGCAUAAGUAUGGCAAUUUUAUCUUUUUAUUUUAAGAGUGGUUUACAUACAAAUUCGGAUGAUUGUUAUAGCGAUCCAAUGUUUAGGGUUAUGAGGUUUGUGUGUGGGCCUUACGAGCAAAAGGGUUACACUUCUAUACCCGAUCAACCUAACAGUUUCCAUAGGGAAACUGAAUAUAAUAGAAUGAGUUCAUCCGAAAACUCAAAUUGGCAGACUAGAAAACGAAAAAAUGUCGUUUUAAAUUUGGCCAACCAGAUGUUGAAGAUAUAUAAUAAAUUUUUAAACAAAAUAAAGAGCUGUGAUAGACACCAUGCUUGUCAACAUCCAUUUAGUUGUUUGUAUUAUACUGUUGAGGGCACUGGACGAAUGUUCUCUUUAGGAUUAGGGCUACAAGUAGCUUUAAAAUUAGUUUUAAAUUUGCCAACAAUAGUAAAAUCUCCUGGUACAAUGAAAAACAUUUUAUUUAGGAAACAGAACCUGAAUCUAGCCAUGUUUUUAGGAUUUUACAAUGGAAUAUUUAGGGGAUGUUUAUGUCUUUUGAGGAGGAUUAGAGGAACAGACAGCUCUCUGCACGCAAUGCUUGCGGGCUUAAUUGCAGGAACUGCGUUUGUUAAAUAUCCCGAUUCAACUGUGUCCUUAUAUGUGUUAUGGAAAGUAGCUCAGAUUACAUAUAAUUUGGGUAUAGAAAAGGGUAUUGUUCCCAAUGUUCCUGGUUUCACGGAAUUUUUAUACUGCUUUAGUACAGCCGUCCUGUUCCACGCUGCAAUAUUGGAACCAACAAAUCUCAGACCAAGUUAUUGGAAAUUUUUGCAUUCCAUUUCUGGCGGAAGGAUUGCUUGCAUGGCCAGGGAUCCAUUGGAUAUUUGGGGCCUCAAUACUUCAGACUCUCUUAAUACUGUUUUAACGCAGACAAAAACCAUACCAAUUUUAAAAAAUAUAUUAGUUUAAUUUUUAUUAUAUACAUUUUUUGUAUUACUUUGUUAAUUAUUGAAUAGAGUCGAAUGAAUAAGGUUUAUAGUAGAGAAUAAUACCAAAGGAUAGUCAAUAGGUAUAGCGGAUAUAUGAGGUCUAUUUUAAACAUGUUGUUGGCAUAAAACAUAAUUUGUCAACAUUUUAAUAAUUAGUUUGUACACAAGUUUCAAAGUUUAAAAUAUUAUUAUGGAAGGGUUUUAUACUAUUUUUUUUACUUUAUUUAAAAAACUUUAAAAUUAACGUUCAUAAAUGUGUUUUUUUUAUCGCGAUGUUAAAAUUGUUAUUUUGAAAACAUGGAAACCGUUAGAGAUAAAGGAACGAUUAAAUUACAAAAAUGGUGAACUUUUAAGGAGUCAACAAAACGACAAAACAUUCAUAAGAUCUCUUACUAAACUCCUGGACAAAAUUAACGCAACAUCAUAAAUUUGCCACAUUUUUGAUGCUAUUUUUUUUUUUUUUGAAUUUAUGAUCCGAUUUGAAUGAUUUUUUUUCAUUAUAGGUUGGUUUCUUGACAAUGUCAUAAUUUUCACUGUUUUUGAUAAAAAGUUCCUUUUCGAUUUAUACCGGGUGUAAUAAAAAUAUAAUGUUUUUCCGAAAAUUCGCAACACCCUGUGGAGUAUACUAG
Messenger RNA from Psylliodes chrysocephalus, 2387 nucleotides. NCBI's taxonomy places the organism in Eukaryota, Metazoa, Arthropoda, Insecta, Coleoptera, Chrysomelidae. The record is from the annotation of a GenBank genome assembly.